CGGCGCGCGCGACCGGCCGAUGAUGUCAGAUUUAUAUAAGAGUUUAAUGUUAUCAAUUCGCGGAAACGAGCGGGCGCGAUUGUUAACAAUGCACCAACAAUGCGCGUGAAAUCACUGUCUCGUAUUUUUUUUUUUUUUUUCCUCCAAGAAACACUUCGAGAACUGCGUCGAGUUUAAGCCGCGAGUCUUUUCAUUUAUCGAUUGCUCUAAUCGAACGCCAUGUCCAUCCGUUUACGUUUUAUAGAUUAGAUUGCAGUUUAGAACUGUAUGUAUGUACAAAGUAUAAACGUAGGAUUAGCUUAACCUGAAAAUUACACGUUUAACCUUGCUGCCGCGGAUAGGUGCUUGAUGAUUAUCACCCAAGAGUGCUAAUUCAAAAAUUUAGUAGUUUUCAUAUAUUAUUAAAUUUUUGACAGUUUAAAAUUAUAUUUAAUAAGAUUUUUUUACAUUAAAAUAGUGUUACUUCAAUUAUUUCAACAUCUUACAAUCUCUGAAGUAGAAAAGAAAUUCUCAGAGCGUAACAGUUUAAAAGUGUAAGACCAUAAGACCAUUUUCAUUCUAGUGUGGCAUGAUAUAAGAAAAAAUUUGAGCAUUUUAGGGUUAACGAGGUUAAAUUGGCUUUGCAAAAUUUGGGAUCUCGUCUCGCGUUAUAAUGAAAUCUCGUUUGCGGUUUUUAAGUCGAGGUCUCUGUGCACGCUGGCGCGAAGAUGUCAGGGCCGGUUUCUUAACGGCGACCUCAAGGCCUUAUUGGAUGGCACCGAAGAACAAAGAAAAUAGCAAACGAAAGAAGCAAAUGGAGGACGAGGGCGACGAGGAUUAUCGAAAGCGGCGGGAUCGGAAUAAUCAGGCUGUGAAACGAUCCAGAGUGAAGAGUAAAUUACGCACGCAACAAACCUUGGAACGAGUAAAUCAGCUGAAAACGGAGAACGAAUUGUUGGAGGAAAAGAUUAAGAUGCUUACCAAGGAACUUGGGUUUCUCAAAGAUCUCUUCAUUGCACAUGCGGGAGGUUCCGGUCAACACUCUAUAAAUAUUCAAGAUCUCGAUCUAAACGCUAUUCUGGCGGAUGAAAAACCCACGGAAAAUACGUUAAAGGCGACCACCACCAAACUGUAGGACGAUACAAGCGCCACGUGAAGAAAUCAGCGUGGUAUUAAAUCUGAAACGCGAGACAGUAUUCUGGCUCGCUCGAUCGAAACGGCAAGCGAACCUCUUGGAAAGAUGUUCACUUCAAAUUCAUGGAAAAAGAGAUUCUAGAUGCGCGAGCCUUCAAAGUUGUGGCAUCGUCGGUGAAUUAUCCGCCAGCUAAAUUUACAACUUAUCGAAAACUAAUGAAGGCGAGAAUGCAAGCCGUGGUGGAGCCAUGGAGAAUUCGCGAUAAAUUUGAGUGCGAAAGUAUUCCCUCUGAUCGUUAGUCUGCAGUGGAGAUAAUGAUCAUUGAUCUAAACGGUAUAAGCAAAGGUAAAAGUCAAUACCCGUAAUAUGUACACAAUAUCAAAUAUCAGAUCAUUACAUUUUACGAUCUUGUACGAUAUUUGCGUCUUUCGCGAUAUGCUUUUACGUACAUAUAAAAAUAAUUAAGAAAGAAUUUUAUUUUUUUAACCCCUGCGACGAAUAGAAAAGACUGUAAAUAAGAUGAAAUUUAUUUUAUUGAUCAUAAUAACGAACAAUUUAUUAAUAUAUUGUACAAAUAUAAUAUAGAUAUAUUAAUCCUUGUGGGGUUGUCAUCAAAAAUGUUUUUACUUUCGUAGAAAAGCAUUUUCGACAUGUAUCGAAUGAUUAUUAAAUGAUGAAACACAGUUUAGUGACAAGAUAUCGAUGGUUUCUUCUGAAAUUAAUGGUCACGAUAUAUUUAAACUCUACAAUCCGAAAAUGCCUAUUUGUGUAAGUAAAAGCAUCCACAUGUACAAUUAAUACACAAGCGAUUGUAAAGAAUUGCUUAAAAUAAAAUCUCUCUCUCUCUCUCUCUC
Messenger RNA from Solenopsis invicta (red fire ant), 1968 nucleotides. It is a transcript of the gene Irbp18, whose product is annotated as CCAAT/enhancer-binding protein gamma. The record is from RefSeq and is a predicted model, not a curated record. Gene Ontology annotation, biological process: DNA-templated transcription; regulation of transcription by RNA polymerase II. The transcript has 4 exons. NCBI's taxonomy places the organism in Eukaryota, Metazoa, Arthropoda, Insecta, Hymenoptera, Formicidae. Bases 653 to 1114 code for a protein of 153 amino acids. Gene Ontology annotation, molecular function: RNA polymerase II cis-regulatory region sequence-specific DNA binding; DNA-binding transcription factor activity, RNA polymerase II-specific.